Messenger RNA from Spodoptera exigua (beet armyworm), 599 nucleotides. NCBI's taxonomy places the organism in Eukaryota, Metazoa, Arthropoda, Insecta, Lepidoptera, Noctuidae. The record is from the annotation of a GenBank genome assembly.
GUAGUGUGUGUGUGUACCUACGUUCGUAUUGACUUGUCCACUGACAGCUUGAAUGCACAAUAUAUAAGGCCGCUUCUGUUGACCUUUCAUCACAUUGUGUUCGUCUAUUUUUGUGCCGUAAUACGUCGUUCAUUCGUUAAUUAGCUGUUUAACAAUAACUACGUUUAUUUCCUUGUAUCAAUAAUUGCCGCACAAAGUAAUAAUGGGUGUUAAGGUAAUAAAUGUGUUUCUGCUAAUUGCGGUUACCGCUUGUCUGAUACAUGCCGUUGCUGGAAAGCCGAACCCGAGAGACAGUUCUGUUGUUGAGGAACAGAGCCUGGGCCCCAUCCACAAUGAAGACUUGGACGCGAAAUUGAAAAUAGAAGCUACCACAACGCCAGAGCCAAAGAUCCCGGGGCGCGUUUCGUGCGAUUUUGAAGAAGCAAACGAGGACGCUGUUUGCCAGGAGCAUUGUCUACCAAAAGGUUACACUUACGGCAUCUGCGUUAGUCAUACAUGUAGUUGCAUUUAAAUAGUAGUAGUUAGUAGUGGUACACAAAUACACAUGACGCCAAUGAUAGUUUUUUAAGUUCAUAAUAAAACAUGUAGUUGUCAUACGG